AUGCCUAAUAUCACCUCUGUCGAUGAGUGGUCGGCUGUUCUGCGCCUCGCCACCGAGUGGUCGUUCGACGGCAUCCGCAACCUCGCCAUUGAACGUCUCGAGCUGAUCGCUAGCCCUACCGAGAAGAUUGCUCUGAGCCAUUCACACUCGAUUGCUGGUUGGCUUUCGGCAGCAUACAUCUCGCUGUGUCAGCGUCCCCACCCACUUACGGCUGCAGAGAUCAGGGCUAUUGAGGCGGAAGACGUCGAGGUGGUGAUGUCUGUCCGGGAGACUGUGCUUCGUGCAGUGCAGCCGUCC
This is a messenger RNA of Phanerochaete carnosa HHB-10118-sp, 297 nucleotides long. RefSeq lists its product as uncharacterized. The record is from RefSeq and is a predicted model, not a curated record. The annotation marks the transcript as partial. The transcript has a single exon. NCBI's taxonomy places the organism in Eukaryota, Fungi, Basidiomycota, Agaricomycetes, Polyporales, Phanerochaetaceae.